AUGUCCUCCACAGGCCCAACUCGCCAAGCACUUGCUAGAUUGAUCAACAAUACUGACACUGCACCCUCACAGCGUGACCGACGGGAACGACGUCCCUCUGAGAAGGCAUUAUAUCAAGUUGAGGAAGCCCAAGAUCGCGAAGAUCGGCGCCAAGGCAAUCAAGCUAAAAUUUUCGGCACACAAUGUCUCUUUGUCCAAAGCAUUGCCCACUGUCCCACUGGAUUUAAGACCACGUGUGACUCACAGCUACCUACUCCUGCAUCAUGCCAAACCUCUGAUCGUGGAUGGCAAGAAGAUGUCCUUACAAAGGAAUCAGGCUUUAUUAAUGCUAGUCAUGCGUGUACCUCCAACAGCAACAUGUCGGCACAGAUGGCUCAAUCUGGGAGCGCCCCUCCGAUGGCACAGCAAAAACUAAUGGCAGCUCGCGCAAAUGAACUUAUUAAGCUUCGACAGGUGCAGACUGCGCAUACUACCUUUGAGGAUCAAGAUGAUGACAUGGGCGACACUUUUGAGGAGAAUGAGUACGAUGGCAACCUCGCACCCAUCGAUAGUCAGGAUACUGAUGCUGAUCACAACAAUGUCUCUGAUGAUGAGGAUUCUCGCAAGCACCCAGGUUACCUGGACUCUUCUGAUGAGGAGUGCAAUAGACCACGCAAUCGCAAACGCAGGCGCACCACUGAAGAUUUCUCAGAGGAUUCACCUUCCCCGCAGCAAUAUGAGCCACGCCUGCCAUGCAAAAUUCGCAAAAGCAAGGGUCGUGUUGCAGCACGUGAUUAUGAAGUCGCUGUGCAGCAACUCAUCAAAUCGCAUGACGCAAGUGUCAUGGGCCAAGGAAGCUUGGAGGGAGGCCUGUACCACACACGAAAUUGA
This is a messenger RNA of Suillus plorans, 870 nucleotides long. RefSeq lists its product as uncharacterized. The coding region runs from base 1 to 870 and encodes 289 amino acids. The record is from RefSeq and is a predicted model, not a curated record. The transcript is spliced from 7 exons. NCBI's taxonomy places the organism in Eukaryota, Fungi, Basidiomycota, Agaricomycetes, Boletales, Suillaceae.